Molecule: messenger RNA, 1019 nt
Organism: Musa acuminata subsp. malaccensis (wild Malaysian banana)
Lineage: Eukaryota; Viridiplantae; Streptophyta; Magnoliopsida; Zingiberales; Musaceae
Product: expansin-A2
Biological process (GO): plant-type cell wall organization
Cellular component (GO): extracellular region
Source: RefSeq, a predicted model, not a curated record
CUUCUCUUCGUAACCCAAACGACAGCCGCAAUUCCGCCUCUUUUCUCUCUGUCACCUGCUCGCUCAAUGGCUAUGCCAAACUGCUCCCUCUACCAUGUUCUCUUCUUCUUACUUCCUUCCUCGUGCUUCUUCCUAUCGGGAGCCCUCGCGGAGUCCUACGGAUGGCGGAACGCCCAUGCCACGUUCUACGGCGGUGGCGACGCCUCCGGCACUAUGGGAGGGGCUUGUGGCUACGGCAACCUCUACGGCCAGGGCUACGGGACCAACACCGCCGCCCUCAGCACCGCGCUCUUCGAAAACGGGCUCAGCUGCGGCGCCUGCUACGAGAUGCGGUGCGCCGACGAUCCCCGGUGGUGCCUCCCGGGCUCCAUCGUCGUCACCGCCACCAACUUCUGCCCCCCAAACUACGCCCUCCCCAACGACAACGGCGGCUGGUGCAACCCUCCCCUGCAGCACUUGGACCUCGCCGAGCCCGCCUUCCUCCAGAUCGCUCAGUACCGCGCCGGAAUCGUCCCCGUCUCCUUCCGCAGGGUGCCCUGCGUGAGGAAGGGAGGCAUAAGGUUCACCAUCAACGGCCGCUCCUACUUCAACCUGGUGCUGAUCACCAACGUCGGCGGGGCCGGCGACGUGCACGCGGUGUCGAUCAAGGGGUCCAAGACCGGGUGGCAGAGCAUGUCGCGCAACUGGGGCCAGAACUGGCAGAGCAACUCCUACCUCGACGGGCAGAGCCUCUCCUUCCAGGUGACGACCGGCGACGGGAGGACGGUCACCGGCUACAACGUCGCGCCCGCCGGGUGGCAGUUCGGGCAGACCUUCGAGGGAGGGCAGUUGUAGAGACCUCGCGGCUUCGAGAGGGAAGGAAGGGAAGGUGGCUUCGGCUUGUUUCGAGGAGCUUUGGCCUGGUGGAAAGAACUGUUCAUAUUGUUAUCAUAUUGUUGAUGUAAUCAAACUACUAGACGAAUAAAAGGUUAAGAGGCGAUAAAAGCUCCAAGAUUGUUCGAACCCUAUAAAUAAACUGU